CCCUUCUCUACCCCUCCAUUACUUCCUCCAUCAACAUCACGCGUCAUCGACGUCCAUUAAAUACCUUGGCCUCUCGGACUAUCUUCCAAACCCAAACUUAUCACUGCGACUGAUUUAAUUCACCAUGACGUACAAGCUGCCCUUCAGCCUCGAGCGACCGGACCUGCUCAGCACACAAUCUUAUGUUGGAGGUCAAUAUGUUUCUGCUCAAUCAGGAUCGACGUUUGAUGUCAUUGACCCUGGAACGAACAAGCCCUGGGCCCAAGUAACCAACAACUCAGCGGAAGACGUUCCCUCAGCCGUGGCUGCAGCUCACGAGGCCUUCCAACAUUAUCGUACCGUGUCUCCACGUACGCGGGCACAAUGGCUUUACCGCUGGGACUCGCUAAUACGCGAGCACAAAAAUGACUUGGCCACGAUCAUGGUCUACGAAACUGGCAAGCCAUUUGCUGAGGCGAUCGGGGAGAUGGACUACUCUCUCAGUUUCACUUGGUGGUUCGCUGGAGAAGCUGAACGGAUUCAAGGAACAGCAUUCCAGCCUGCUCUGCCAAACCGCCGGGUGCUUACAAUCAAGCAGCCCGUUGGAGUUGCGGUUGCACUCGUGCCGUGGAACUUCCCCGUAGCGAUGGUUCUCAGAAAGGCUGGCGCGGCACUGGCGGCGGGUUGCACGAUGAUCGUGAAGCCGUCGCCCGAAACGCCAUUGACCGCACUGGCUCUUGCGAAAUUGGCAACUGAGGCCGGUUUCCCGUCCGGAGUGCUCAACAUCCUGCCGACGAGCCUUGAGAAUACGCCGUCCUUGAGUGAGGCUCUUUGUCGCGAUAAGCGUGUCAAAAAGGUCACUUUUACGGGCUCAACGCGUGUUGGCAAACUAAUUGCCAACCACUGCAGUGACGGCUUGAAAAAACUUACCUUGGAACUCGGCGGAAAUUGUCCUGCCGUUGUCUUUGACGAUGCCGAUCUCGAAGGCGCAAUCGGGCAACUCAUUGCACUCAAAUGGCGGCACGCCGGGCAAGCCUGCAUCACCGUAAACCGCUUCAUCGUGCAGUCGGGCAUCUACGACGCCUUCAUCGAGCGCUUCAAAGCCGAAACCGCCAAACUCGUCGUCGGGCACGGCGCGGACAAAGGCACAACGCUCGGCCCUGUGACGACGCCGCGCGGUGUCGAUCGCGCCGAGGCACUGGUCAAAGAUGCAGUGUCCAAGGGCGCGAAGCUCGUGCUCGGCGGGAAGCGCACCAACCCCAACGGCUCCGAGGGCUACUUCUUCGAGCCAACGAUCUUGGUCGACAUGAAUGCGGAGACCCAGGUCUCCUGCGAGGAGUGCUUCUGCCCCAUCGCCGCGUUCUAUCGCUUUGAGACGGAAGAGCAAGCCGUGAAGAUGGCGAACGAUACGCCCAUGGGCUUGGCGAGCUACGCCUUUACGAGGGAUGUGAGCCGCAUCUGGAGACUGUUUGAGAACUUGGAGGCGGGUAUGAUUGGGUUAAACACUGGCAACUCGUCAGCGGCCGAGUCGCCGUUCGGCGGCAUCAAGGAGUCGGGUUACGGUAAGGAGUCGGGCAAGGAUAUCGCUGUGAGCGAGUACAUGGUCACGAAGACGGGGACGUUUACUGUGGAUGGCCUUUGAUUCGAGUGGCUCUUACGCCGAAGGGAUCGACUUCAUGGGUAGGUUUAGGUAUGUUGAAAAUGAGUCUUCCCUCGCUGUCUCAGAGAUCUGAGAUUACGCAGUGGAUGCUCAAUGCCAAAAUAAAACGGUUGUUGAUGGCUCCGGCUGAAUUUCCCACCAUUUGGUUGGCUAUCAACAUUCAAC
Aplosporella prunicola CBS 121167 is the source of this 1804-nucleotide messenger RNA. RefSeq lists its product as uncharacterized. The transcript has 5 exons. The coding region runs from base 125 to 1621 and encodes 498 amino acids. Gene Ontology annotation, molecular function: succinate-semialdehyde dehydrogenase (NAD+) activity. NCBI's taxonomy places the organism in Eukaryota, Fungi, Ascomycota, Dothideomycetes, Botryosphaeriales, Aplosporellaceae. The record is from RefSeq and is a predicted model, not a curated record.